This is a messenger RNA of Fonsecaea erecta, 1404 nucleotides long. RefSeq lists its product as hypothetical. The record is from RefSeq and is a predicted model, not a curated record. The transcript has 4 exons. Gene Ontology annotation, molecular function: beta-glucosidase activity. Gene Ontology annotation, cellular component: extracellular region; cell surface. Gene Ontology annotation, biological process: glucan catabolic process. Bases 1 to 1404 code for a protein of 467 amino acids. NCBI's taxonomy places the organism in Eukaryota, Fungi, Ascomycota, Eurotiomycetes, Chaetothyriales, Herpotrichiellaceae.
AUGGCGACAGGCUACCUCAAGGUCGAUGGCGACAAGGUGGUGGAUGGCAAUGGGCAGCAGGUGGUGCUUCGAGGAGCGGCCAUUGGAGGAUGGAUGAACAUGGAGAACUUCAUCACAGGCUACCCGGGACACGAGUUCCAGCAUCGAGCAUCGAUGAAGAAGGUGCUGGGAGAGGAGAAGGCCGACUUCUUCUUCGACAAGUGGCUCGAGUACCACUUCACCGAGGCCGACGCUCGCUUCUUCGCCAGCCUGAAGCUGAACUGCAUCCGGCUCCCAUUCAACUACCGGCACCUGGAAGACGACAUGAACCCGCGAGUGCUGAAGGUGGCUGGAUUCAAGCACCUCGACCGAGUGAUUGAUCUGUGCGCAAAGCACCAGAUCUACACGAUCCUCGACAUGCACACCGCGCCCGGCGGCCAGAACCCGGACUGGCACUCGGACAACCCGACCAACUACGCCGCGUUUUGGGACUACAAGGACCACCAGGACCGGACCAUCUGGCUGUGGCAAGAGAUCGCCAAAAGAUACAGGGACAACACGUGGGUGGCCGGGUACAAUCCGAUCAACGAACCCUGCGAUCCCGAGCACGUCCGCCUGCCGGUAUUCUACAAACGCUUCGAGGCGGCGAUCCGUGCCGUCGACCCCCAUCACAUCCUGUGGUUGGACGGCAAUACCUUUUCGAUGGAGUGGAAGGGUUUUGACGAGGUCUUGCCGAACUGUGUGUACGCGCUCCAUGACUAUUCGAUGAUGGGCUUCCCGACUGGCGACCGCUACAAGGGCACCGAAGACCAGAAUGGCAAGCUGGAGCGACAGUUCCUUCGGAAAGCCGAAUUCAUGCUUGAACACAAAUGUCCCAUAUGGAACGGGGAAUUCGGCCCCGUCUACGCGGACCCUGCCGAGGAACAAGACGCAGCAGGCAUCAACCAGGAUCGGUACAACAUGCUCGGCCAACAGCUGAAGGUCUAUGACAAGUUCAAGAUCAGUUGGAGCAUCUGGCUAUACAAGGAUAUCGGUGUCCAGGGGAUGAUGCACACCAGCCGGAAUUCCAAAUGGAACCGAACCAUCCAGCCCUUCCUGGACAAGAAGAAGGCGUAUCGACUGGACGCGUGGGGAGUACACCACUCGGCCGAGGCGGAAGCCGCGUUGAAUCCUCUUGUGCAGUGGAUUGACAAGAUCUGUCCGACGGCGAAGGAUGCCUAUCCAGGUCCAUGGCAGACCGAGAGGCAUGUCAUGCGCGCCGUGAUCCACACGUGGUUGAGCGCCCAGUUCUCAGACGAGUUUGCCAAACAGUUCGAGGGCAUGGAUUUCAAAGACCUGGACGAACUGGCGCACAGUUUCCACUUCGACGAGUGUGUCCAGCGAGAAGGAUUGAACAAGAUCUUGACUGAGCAUGCUCCUCAAUGA